Messenger RNA from Nerophis lumbriciformis (worm pipefish), 4758 nucleotides. NCBI's taxonomy places the organism in Eukaryota, Metazoa, Chordata, Actinopteri, Syngnathiformes, Syngnathidae. The record is from RefSeq and is a predicted model, not a curated record.
AUGGCUGCCAUCUACUCUGGCAUCCAUCUAAAGCUAAAGAGCCCUCAAACUCCAUGGGAGGACAAGAUAAAGCUAGCACGUUUUGCCUGGAUCUCAUCUCAGUGCUUACUUCCCAACAAGGAACAAGUCUUGUUAGAUUGGUGCACAUAUGCUCUGACUGGCUGGUAUAAUAAAAAGGUUGAGUUCUCACAAACUGUGCUGGAGGAGCUGUGGAGUUGCCUUGACGCAUUUCUACAUAGUCAAAAGCUCCAUGUUUCUCUCAAGCAGGGCAAGACGAUCAGCUUGAGGCUCAACAUGGCACAGCUGUUGCUCAGCCUCCUGGAGGAGUGUGCUGGGACCCCCACCAGGUUGUCAGUGGGUGUGCCUACCCUGCUGAAAGUGUGUCAGGGAAUUCUCUCAUCUUCCACACUCUCAUCUGUCUUCACCACCAAGUAUGAACUCAUGGUCGGCCUGUCUGUUAAAGUUUGCUCCUUGGCCUGCCAUCAAGUGCAACAAGCUUUGCCCUCGGUAUCCCAUCCAUCUGAAUUUAUUACCGACACUGUAAGCGAGUGUAUUCAAACAAUCGACCCAGACUGUAAACCUGAAGUGCCUUUGAACCCUGAGUUAGAGGAGAGGCCAGAGGAAAACAGCAUUGCGGCUCAUUUGUUUGAAUUGUUGCUUCAGGUGUUAACAUCAUAUUUAUCUGUUCAGCGGCAACAAGCCAAUCCAAACAGAGUCUUCAGUUUGGUAACCAACCAGCUUAUCCAGCCAUUAUUGCUUCUCAGACACAUGUUGACAUCUGCUGAGUAUGCCUCUUCCCUCACACAUCUGAAUAUCCGCCAGCAACAUUGCAGAGAUGUUCGGGGCAGGAUCGACUCAAUCCUUCAGUUAUCGUUAUUUUCUGCUGAGCACCAGGCAUCUUAUAAGGAGGAGCUUCUACCUUCCAAAGAUGAUUCAGGGAAACGUGGGACAAAAGGCCCACUAAGGCCAGCCAGUGCUGUACUUUGCAAAUUAAGUUCUUGUGAGCCGCCACUGCUUUACUCAGUGAAGUCAAACACAUUGCCAUUGCUUUUUAAGUUCUUUCUGGAAAGCUACAGAAAAUGUAAGAGCGAAAACGAGGAAGAGCAGAGGAUGCUUUGUUUCAAAUUCCUCGAAAAGUUGGUGCCAGCGUUGGAUUUGUCCCUUCCCAGUGUUCCCUGUUCCCCAGAAAGUUGGAGUCUGGCUCUGCUGGCUAUGGAAUCAUUGCUUAGCCAGGCUCUAUCCGCUGAUAUUUAUAAUGUGGCAGCAGACAGGAUAAGACAUGCGGAAGUUCAGCUCAAUUUUUACAAAAGCAUCGCACAAAUCCUCUUCAAUCAAGCCCAGCCGAGCAUUCCUGCCUGGUAUCGCUGUUUGAAAGUGCUACUGGGUCUCAACCACAUGAUUUUUGAACCAGACUUGGAUGAGUUGUUAUCUUCAGCAUGGGUUAAUGCAGACUGUAUGGAAUCACGAGUCCAGCGGGCCAGACAGUUGAUGCUGAGCAGUCUCCUCCAGACAUACACCAAGCUCCGUCAGCUGCCUCAUUUCUUCUCUGAACUCCUUUCGGUGAUCUGUCAGCCAUCUCUUGACAAACUUCGACCCCCUCUUCUCUGUGAUUGUGUAUCAGCCUCGCUCAGGACUAGUGUUUUGGACACACCUCCCUCUCAGGGCCUAGAAAUUUGCUCUUUAGUGCUAGAGAACAUACAGAAAUAUAUUUCAAGUGACUUAGUGAAAGAAGACGGAAAGGCAAAUGGUGGAAAAAGAGAUGGCGAGCGCGAGGAUGCAUCAAUGAAGCUUUUUUCUCUCAGCCAACUCAUUCACGUGAUUUUCUUCAGUCUGAAGACUCUCGAGAAUGCAUCUCCUGCUCCUUUAGUCAGACAAGGUCAAAACCUGAUGGAGGAGAUGCAGAAAGUUCUCAACGAACUGCUGAAACUUCUGUCGACGGAAAACAAAGAUGUGAACGCAAAUGUGAUUCCAGAUCAGAGAGCAAGGAAGAAAAGAAAAAAGAAUGUGGACUUGGAACAGUCGCAUAAAGUAUCUAUGUCUCCAUGGAAGCAAAAAACCCAAGAAGCUGCACUUUUGCUCAGAUACACCUGGAUCGAAAUAGACACACUCUUUCACAUCUACUGUAGCAAAUACACACCUCUUGACUCUAAUUGUGCAGCUUCAACCAGCAUAGAGAAUCUUCUAAAUAGUGAGAUAAACUCCGUACGUCUACAGUUGUCCAGUCCAAUCAGCUUUGUGCAUAUAAAACUCCUCAUUUUGCAACAAAUGAAGAAAGUUCUGUUGGACUCAGCUUUUCAUGCAGAACCAAGUACCCUAGAGUCUUUAAACAAUGCUGUCAGGUUCAUUUCAGAUCGAGAUGAGCUUCUACAUUGUUCAGAAGGAGAUCAGAUUUGGGAUGGGCAUAUAAGCAAUGUGGACUCCAGCUCACACCGUGUGGCACACUGGUAUAUUGUCACAUCUAAUCUACCUUUGCUGAUCCGCUACAUGAACAUGGAAGAUGUGAACUGCAUCGCAAAUGUUUUGGUGGAUUCAGUGCUACGCGGGCAGUCCAACAGAAGCAAAGAUCAGCUAUCUGUCUCCCUCAUAUCGUCACAGUUUAUUACCAGCUCCAUUCUAGUUGAGUUGCCGUUACUGUUCUCUGCUACGGUUUAUUCACUUGCACAGAGGAUUUUUGGGGUUUUAACGUCCGCGCAUGCUCCUCAAGUUUGUCCGACUUUUGAAAAGUAUCAGGAAGACCAAAAGGGUGAGCUGGUAAAACAGACCAUGGUAGAGGAUAUAACUGUAUCCUCGCAAUCAGGGCGAGUCUUUGUGCUUUUGAGUGAGGGCAAAGUCAAAGAGCUGGUCAAUUUGCUCCAAAUCUUAUCAAGCCUUAACGUCGAUGGACUGAACUCUGAAGAUCUGUCUUCCAUUUUCCUCCUCCUUACCUUCAUGCUCACAUCCACUGCUUGUUUUUCUGGGGCUCCAGAUUCAGCAGAAUGUCAUGGAGGAUUCCAAGUGAAAUUGCUCAAGAUACUCUCUUGUCUUGUGGAGUGCAAAAACUUCCAAGGUGUUCUGAAGAUCAUUCAUGGCAGCACGCUGCUGCAGGUUGUCGUGUCCUCCCUUCUCUGGCACAGCAAGAAAGGACGAUUCAGUUCCAUCAGCAGCUCUGAUUGGCUGGAUGUGAUUAAAGCCAUGCAGGACUUCAUUGUAAAUUUGGUCCACUUGAUAGUGGUGAGGAACAGAAGCGUGAAUCUUAAUCUAGAACAGAUUGCAUCAUUUCUGACCAGUCAGGAAACGGCAUCAUAUAUUGGCACCCCCAUCAUGUCUGUUCAUCUUCUCCUAGCAACGUUGGCUUCCUCCUCUAAGGCGAUGACAUCUAACCUGGGAAGGAGUAAACCAAUGGAUCAAAUUUUGACCCAGACCCUUGAAAGAACCACAUCCUCUCUUGGAUCAGCUGUGGAGUCGGUCCUUAAAACCCAGGUUGUCAGUGAGUCUGGCGAGAAGUCCGCCUGCUCGCUCAGUCCUGCCUAUGUGGUGGACACAGUCACAAUCAUGCUGCAAUGUGAGCUGUCUUCUUUGGCAACAAGGUGCGAGGACAAAACCAACCUGAGCCACAGGACUUUCUAUCAGGGUUUCUGCCAGCAAAUCCUGAAAGAAAUGAACUCUAAAGCCCGGCCUGUGGACUUCCUGGUUUCCUCCUUGCAUUUCCUUUCAGCGUUUUACAUGGCAGUGACAAAGACUGAAAGAAAGAAGGAGGAAGGAGAGGAGAAGAAAGUAAAAGAGCUGGAUGAGUUGUACGCUCAGAUCAUUCAAAAUGUACACAAACUUUUAACAGCUCCGUGGCUGUGUCCAUUGGAUACAUGUGAGCUGGAGCCAGCAGUGCAAAAACUGCUGCGCCAUCUGCUGGAGAACAGUUCUCUUUGCCAGUUCAGUUUGAUACUGACAGUGAUCAAGGAUGGGUUGGACACUUGCAAACUAAGGGCUGGAAACUACAAGGAAGUGCUGGCUGUGGUCAUCCUCGUCAAGCUGGUUUCCUGCUGUCAGUUACCUGAGCAGUGCUCCAGAUCUCUGUGGUUUCUUGCACCACAAAUUUUGUCUGCUAUGGUGUUUCUUGUAAGGUUGUCAAGCCAGGAUGCGAGCUUGACUUUGACCUUCACCAUUCCUACCGUGACAGCGAUGACUACGCUGCUGCGCCAGGGCGAGGGUCUGAUCAGCAACCCUCAUCACGUAGUCCUGGUCCUCGGAGCACUUCAGGCUGUGCCGCUUGACCACCUGUCGGCACUUGUUUACCAGUCAGCGUUCUUGGCUAUUCAUGAGGCGCUUUUUGCCAUCAUCCAGUGUCAUCCUCAGGUGAUGCUGAAUGCCACGCCAUCAUUCUUGAAUGUUUUUUACCGUCUAGUGGCUUCUAUAAUGCAGGAAGGUCGGCAGAGAGGAGUCAGUGACACAGGGGGAGAAAGUGAAGUCUAUCUACAGUGCUCCCGUCUGGUAGAAAGGAUGUACUCGCACAUUGCCGCCAUUUCUGAGAAUUCUACCACACUGUCUGCCUUCAUGGUGGCGCAAUACGUCACAGAGCUGCAAAAGGUUACCCUGCGGCCAGACAUCAAGUUGCACCUGACAGAGGGUAUCUACCUGAUACUGGACCUGUGUAUGGAGCAGGAUAUCAAAUUCCUCACAGCGGGCCUGCAAACCGGAGUCCGUGAGGUGUUUAACGAGCUCUACAGUAGCUACAUCCACUACCACAAACCCCAGAGACAAGGAGAGGAAAAAUACACUGUUUGA